GGUACCCAUUUUGGUACCAGGUGGAAAUGCGCUCUUUUUGAUUAUGGGUUUACGGGAGGGCGACUCUGCGAGUCGUGAUUGGCGAUCCAAAAGCAAUCAUCGUUGUUGUUUCAACUCACGGUUCAGGAAUAAGGAAACCAGAUAUGCUACUGACUCAGUCUUCUCUUCAUCGUCUUCAUCAAUCAGUCAGCGUAAGCGUUCCAGUACAUCUGAGAAGGCCUCUUCUGGUUAUGGAUGUUCCAACCCUAAAAGACCUCGCAUCCCAGCUCGUAGCAAAAGGUGGCUGAGGAAACGGCUCAAAGUGGUAAAGGUGACCAGGUGUCGUAGGCCCUUAACAUUUUUGUGUACCGCAUUGUGUUACAUGUUGCCAGUCUUUUUAUAUCCGUUGCGAAUGUGGUUUAAUGACGUAGUCACUGCAGUAUCGAAAAAUAGAUUGUGGAUUGGAAAAUUCACUUAUUUACACCUCUGCACUCAGGAAAUUUUAGCGGACUACUUACAACUAGUAGUGUCCUAUUUCCUGGUACAUAUAUAGAGAAGGUGGAGUUUUAUUGCUGUAGUGGAGUCUUGUAACACCAUACUUCUAACCGCACUUGAUGUGGAGUUCAGAGAGAAAAUAAAAUGUAAACCAGGGGGUCGUAUGAUAGUCAAGUACCUGAGCCAGCAAAUCACGUUCACAUCCAUAUCUCGCUUUGUUUAGUUGCACUGUUAUACAUUUUCAUCUGGUUUGCAUGGUUAUCAUCAUGCUAUAAGUGUUGGAAAUACGAUAUUACUGCAGUGUAAAUUGUUCGCAUUUCAGUGCCAACUUUAUUUGCUGUUCCUAACAACUGAUGAUGUAUGACUCAAAUUAGCAAUAUUUUUGGCUUACACAGAAGAAUUGGUUAAUUAAAGCAGUAUGGAUUUUCACACGGAUUAUAUAGUUAUUUUUUAAAAUCUUAGUAGCAACGAUAGAAUGGUAAAAAUGCCGUCAAAGGUUGUAAAACUGAUCAAACAGUUGAGUAUAUUAGUGAAUAAGGCGUGAGUAGAUGAAGUGUCAUUAGGAAGGAUCUUGUGAAAAAUAAAUAAUACAGACAUCUUCACCACCAUAACAACAUCCUUUGAGCUUCACUAAAAUUGCUUGAAGUGUCCUCCAUCAGUGAGAAGCGACAAGCUUAGUUGUCGUCACACACACACGUAUUACGAAAUUCCCAUCGGUUUGCUUAUAACUUAUGUGGUUUUAAGUGACCUGAAAGCCAGCCCCCACGGGGAUUAAAGUGCUUAAAGUAAGUUUCACUUAGUCACACAUCUUGAGUAUCUCAUUCUAAUUUGUAAAUCAUGGUCCGUAGAGAAAGCUCAACAAAAUUUGAAAGAGGGUCAAGUUAAGAUCAGUGUAGUGAGGAGUAGAAUUGUAGUUGUGGGAAGGAUGAAACUCACGUACCAAGUGUUGUGACAAGUCAAGCCCAUUGUGGGUCCAGUGACCGAAGAAACCUAUGUGUGCAGUCCAAAUGUUAAAUCGUGAACUAUGUUUGCUGGAGGAGUUUUCCCAGUCACCGAACCUACAAUGAGCUUAAUUUAUGUCAACACUUAACACGUAAGCUUCGUAAAUUCUAAUCUUAUUUUAUCACUUCUAACCCUUCAUGCUAACACAACUCCACUGCUGAUGACACUGUUCUUAACUUGACCACCUUGCAAUUUUAGUUGACCUAUACUCAAUCCUUUCACAUAUGUUGCGUCAUUCAAUUCACUUAUUUAAUUUAAUUUCAAUUUGCAGCCGAUCGCUUUCUGCAUAGCGUAACCGUUGUCAACAACUUACGAUUUUAGUGAUACAUUGUUGAAGAGAUUCCUUUUGUUGCUAUGAUAGUGUACUCUGUAUAUAUGCGAUUGUACAGCUUGAGAGUGAUAUCGUUGAAUAGAGUAACUCUUCGCUGAACGCCUCUUCUUUUAUGUGACUUAAUGGGGAUUUUUGAGCCACUACUCACAAAAUGUAAUGCUGAAAAGUUCUGUUAUUUCGUAAUCAAGUCAAGUAAGUCAGCGUGUACUGCUUGAUAGCUAUUGUGAAUGUUUCUAUGUGGUUGUGCUCACGGAUGUUAAUGCAGAGAGUCGCUUUGCAUAGUAGACAGGGGUGAAGGCUAAGGUGACUACUGACAUUUAGUGAUGAGGAACGAACUAAUUACUGUUCUUCGUUCAGCAUAUGUUGGUGUUCAACAUGAAUAAAUCACGGUCACAUCGUUCGACGCAAAACACGUGUGUAUUUUAAUUGAAUCACACCAUGUGGAUUUCAGUACUUGACGACGAGCUUACAAUAGGCGUAGCUCCAUUCCUUGAUCUUUAGAUAUAAGCGUUGGUGAUUUAAUGAAUCAAAACAAACUGAAAUAACUGGGGCAUUCAGUGCAUACCGAAUUAUAAACAUUCCUGAUAAAGGAUAAUAGCUUAGGCUUGAAAAUUGCAGUUAGAGCGCGGCAACAGCAAGUGUUUUAGUAUUAGCUACCUGAAGUCCUUUUUGAUGUUGGGGAAACUGAAGAACUCAAUUCAGGCUGUUUGAUAAAAGAAUAAAGUUUAGGUGCUGUGGUGAAGUGCAAUUCCUGCGUAUAGUGAUUUAUUCAGUAAAAACAGUGAUGUAGACUUUUGUGUUUACUGAUGACGUUUCGAAUACAGUUUUGCUCAUAAUAAUAUAAAGGUGCUCACAUAAGUCUCAAUCUGUGUACACUUCAUUAUUCCCUAUCGUUUGAUUUUAUUGGUAGUGAUGUUUUCUAUAUCUCUAGUGCCGGCGUUGCUUCAUUCCUAUUGCAUGUGUUAAUGUGUGUGGAUUCGAUGAAGGUUUCAACGACCAACUUCUCCUUCCGGCUAAUUAUAUUAGUUGUCAGAACUGUAGGUCUGUCCCACCCGAUUGUGUGUUAGUGCAUGCAUCGCAGUGUCAGUUUCUCACUUAGACGGUCAAUCAUUCUACACUUCAUUAAAUUCGUAUAUUUCGAUAAUCUGACUGAUUCUGAUCUGUGCAGCUGAUCUUACAGUCUGUCUGGUUCAGUAGGGUCCUUUAGCCCAAGGAGCUUGUCCGUGUGUGAGUUUACAGGUUUGAAUGCCGUCCUAAUCCUUGCUUUAUUAGAAAUCCUUAUAUCCCUUAUUUAUGAUAUGGUUAGUGAUUUCACUACUAUGUUUCAUGUUGGUGUGUUGUUUUUUGAACUUCCUAGUGAGUUUUAUGGAAUAGUCUCAGUUCAACCAGUUAGUAGGGGAACAAAUCUUUGUGUAAUUACUACAGUAGGCAUCAGCUGGAUCGAUAUGUCUUCUAGAACCACAGACUCUAUAGUUCUGAUGGAUGUGAUGCAGGAAAACAACGAAUAUGAGAAAGUAAAGUAUGGAUGGGUCUGCUUUGAUAAAAAAUUCACCCUUCGACAGGUUCAGAAUACGGCAUACUUGUCGGCGUUGGACACUAAACACAUGUUUUUACUGUUCCGUUUGGUUUUGAUAUUUUCGGAAUAAACACGCUACCAUAGGAUAGAGGAUUGGUAAUUCCAUUUGAGUUAAGUUUAUUCGAUAUAAUACAGCGAUACAGGGUCAGUAACUGGAUAGCGUUUCAAGCACAGGUUGUUACUCAUAAUCAUGCCAAUGUAUUCACAUGACUGCCUUACUUGUUUCAUAUAGCUUUUCUACAUCGUUGGGACAGGUAUUAUGUUAGUUUGAUUCCAAAGAUUCGGUGAUUUACCUCUGUUUGUAGUAAUAUAAUAUUACGUUUCAAUGCUAAUACCCUAGCCUACCCUAUUUUGUGAUUACAUGAAGCGAAUGCAUUUCAACGGCCGAACUUAUCGGGGUCAAUUAUUUUAGAUCUAGGUAAAUUCUUAUUCUCCGGUAACAUUACCGACCCCGAGUAACUGCUCCAAACGGCAUACAGCUAAUAACACUGACAUGUCAAAUAAACUGACAAUAUGCAGUUGUUCAGAAAUUGACAACCAGUGCCGUCUCUGACUGUCUGAUUUUGAAGGUAGAACUUGACAAAGACAUGCUGAAGGCCAAGUCGCUACACGUCGUUUUGCACGAAAAGGUGAAGAAAAAUCAUAAGUUCGAAAGAACUAGAAUAGACAGAAGUAUAGGGCAAUUAGGAUAU
Molecule: messenger RNA, 4075 nt
Organism: Trichobilharzia szidati
Lineage: Eukaryota; Metazoa; Platyhelminthes; Trematoda; Strigeidida; Schistosomatidae
Source: the annotation of a GenBank genome assembly